AUGAUAUUCGCAUUAAAUGAUUUGGAUUUCGAAAUUAAAUUAAAUCGUUUUGAAGAAAAACCAUUAAAAUUAUUUCGACAAGAUUUUUAUUUGAAACUUUUUAUUUUAGCACUUUCAUUUAAUCAACCAAAGUUUUGUCCAACAGCAGCUUGGAAUCCUUUUGGAAUUACUUUUGCUAAUCAAACAACAAUUGGACGAGAUCCUUACGCCCUUUUUAUCAAUACGAAUAACACAGUUUAUACACUUAAUCGAGACAAGAAAGAAAUCUUAAUGUGGAUUAACAAUAGUAUCAAUCCAAACAAAAUUGUUUCUGUCGAUUUCGUUUAUUCAUUUUCCAUCUUCGUUACAAAUAAUGGUGAUAUUUAUUAUGAUAAUGGUGACGAGAAUGGUCGAGUUGAUAAAUGGAUAUCAAAUACAAAUACUUUUGUUAAUGUUAUGAAUGUUAAUUCAUCAUGUAUGAGUCUUUUUAUCGAUAUUAAUGAUACUUUAUAUUGUUCAAUGUAUUUUCAUGAUAAAAUUGUGAAAAGAUAUUUAAAUGAUAGUGAAAUGAUACCAAUAACUGCAGCUGGAACAGGUAUUCAUGGUUCUGCUUCGAAUCAAUUUAAUCAUCCUUGGGGUAUCUUCGUGGAUUUAAACUUUGAUUUAUAUGUGGCAGAUUGUUACAAUGAUCGAAUUCAAUUAUUUCAAUCCGAAGAAUCAAAUGGAACAACAAUAGUUGGAGAAGCAUCAUCAAAUAACAUUAUUUCACUCAAACGUCCAUCUGGAAUUGUAUUAGAUGGUGAUAAAUAUCUUUUUAUUGUCGAUUCCGACAAUCAUCGUAUAAUUCGAUUAAGAUCAAAUGAUAUUCGAUGUAUAAUUGGAUGUGGUGGAGAAGGAUCACAAUCCCAUCAAUUAUCAAAACCGCAAACUCUUAGUUUCGAUAGUUAUGGAAAUAUAUUUAUUACUGAUAUUUACAAUGACCACAUUCGAAAAUUUGAUUUCUUACCAAAUUCUUGUGAUAAUUCAUCCAUUGUGCAAUCUGUGUAUUCGUCGGUAUUAACAGAAAAUCAUCCAAGAUAUUCUCGUAUUGAUUUUGAUCUUUCAAAUUACUAUUUUGAAGCUAUACAAAUGAAUGUCAAUGAAAGUCGUUAUCAUACUCUUAAUAUCAACAGCAGUAUUGAUACAUAUGUUUACAUGUACACAGAGAAUUUCUAUCCAUCCGAUCCACAUAUAAAUUUAAUUCUGAAGAAUGAUAACAGUUUUGGUGAAGAUCAGUUUGAGAUCAGAACUGUUCUCCAGUCCACUACUGCAAAUAUAUUGGUUGUAACAACUUUUGAUCCAAAUGUAACAGGAGCAUUCUCAAUUAUUGUGUCUGGUAUCAAUAGUGUCACUUUCGAACGUCUAUUUGAAAAUCAUGAUAAAUGUAUUAUUGGUGGUGCAUGUGGUAAUCAAGUUAAGGUUAUUGGUAUAACUCUUGACGAUAUUUUACGUUAUGAAAUUAAUCAAAGUAUGACAUUGAAGAAUCAACCAUUAUUAAUCAAAAUAAGUAUUGCUUUAACAAUAAUUAUGUUUAUUUUGGGUUUAAUCAAUAGUAUUUUAUCAUUUUUAACAUUUCAAAAUGAAAAUUUAAGAAAAGUUGGAUGUGGAAUAUAUCUUUUAGCAUCUUCAAUAACUUCUCUUUUAACAAUUUCAAUGUUUACAAUUAAUUUUUGGUUUAUUCUUCUCACUCAAAUCAAUUUAUCUGUUCAUCGAGGUGGAUGUAUUUCUAUUGAACCUCUCCUGAAACUUUUUCUUUAUUUUGAUACAUGGCUUAAUGCUUGUGUUGCUAUUGAACGAGCAAUUAAUGUUUAUCAAGGUGUUAACUUUAAUAAAGAAAAGAGUCAACGUUUUGCUCGAUGGAUUAUAUUCAUCUUACCAUUUUGUAUCUCAGCUACAAUCAUUCAUGAACCUUUACAUCGCAAUAUCUUCGAACAUCAACUAGAAGACCAGAUUAUUGAAACAAAAGUGAUAGUAGAAAUGCAUAAAUGGUGCGUAGUUAAUUAUUCUCGUGUUAUCCAAGAUUACAAUACAGCCAUUCUUUUUAUUCAUCUAAUUGGUCCAUUUGUUGCAAAUCUCUUUUCUGCUUUAUUCAUUAUUUUUGGAACUGCUCAACAACGAUCAUCAGCUCAGACAAGUCAGAGUUACAUGGAACAUAUUCGUGAACAAUUCCGUGAACAUAAACGAUUAUUGAUUAGUCCAUCGAUUUUACUUAUUUUAUCAAUGCCACGUUUAAUAAUUUCAUUAUUACCUGGAUGUGUAAAGGUAUCUGAUAAUCCUUGGUUAUAUCUUUGUGCUUAUUUUAUUUCAUUUACUCCAUCAAUACUUGUCUUUAUUAUAUUUGUCAUUCCAUCGGAAUUGUACAGAAAUACUCUAAAAGAAACAUUGAAAAACUGGCAACGACGAAUUUGUCAAUGA
Messenger RNA from Adineta steineri, 2433 nucleotides. Lineage: Eukaryota; Metazoa; Rotifera; Eurotatoria; Adinetida; Adinetidae. The record is from the annotation of a GenBank genome assembly.